This is a messenger RNA of Sphaeroforma arctica JP610, 264 nucleotides long. RefSeq lists its product as hypothetical. The record is from RefSeq and is a predicted model, not a curated record. The coding region runs from base 1 to 264 and encodes 87 amino acids. The transcript has a single exon. NCBI's taxonomy places the organism in Eukaryota, Ichthyosporea, Ichthyophonida.
AUGCUAGUUUCUCAAGUCACCGCGGUGAAGGCCGCCUUCAUAUCACUUCCAUUCGUUGGCGCUGGACUUGUUGCCUCACAAUCAUCUCGUGAUAGUACAACUUCAAAAUCUUCUGUGGCGUCAGAUGUAUCGUCGCCUGCGCACGGGGACUCAUUCGCAAGAAGGAGUAUGAUCUCCACUACGGAUGGUGCUGUAGAGGAUACAUCUAUACAAUCCAGUCUGCCUACAUGGGAUCAAACGCACAACGGCAUCGCCGCAAGCUAG